CGGUGCUGCGGCCUGGCCCGGCUGCAGGGUGUCCCCUGCAAGAGGCGAGGCGCGGAAUGAGCCGCCUGGGACCGUGUCUGCGCCCGCGGCCCCUCCUGCCCGGGCCCUGGGCGGCGCCGCGGGGGCUGUGCCGCGUCUCGGUGGCGGCCGGUCUGCGCCGGGGCCCGGCGGGCUCCGACACCGCCUCGGUGGCCGGCAUGGAGGAGCUGCUGAGUCGCUCCGUACCGCCGCUGACCCCCUACGAGACCAAGGAGAAGGCGCCGCCGCCGGCGGAGCGGCUCAGCGCGGAGUUCGUGCGGUACUACCGCGCCCUGGAGGCCGGGCCGCCCAGGGCCGAGCUCCUCACCCGCUUGGCCCGCGACUUCGGCGUGGACCACGGGCGGGUAGCAGAGUUCAGCGCCAAGGUGCUGCAGGCCCGGGAGCAGCAGAGGGAGCUUGGGGCCCUGCUGCAGGCCGAGGACCGGCUCCGCUACUACCUCAACCCCCAGUACCGGGGUCUCUUCCAGCACCUGGGCCGCCUGGAGGGUGGGCUGCGCUUCCUGGUGGAGCUGAGGGGCGACCUGGUGGAGGGGCUGGCGACCAAGGCGGUGGAUGGGCCUCAUGUCAAGGAAAUGAAUGGAGUUCUUAAGAACAUGCUUUCAGAGUGGUUCUCGACAGGAUUCCUAAACUUGGAACGGGUCACUUGGCAAUCGCCUUGUGAAGUACUCCAGAAAAUUAGUGAUUCUGAAGCUGUGCAUCCUGUUAGAAACUGGGUUGAUAUGAAGCGUCGAGUUGGGUCAUAUAGAAGAUGCUACUUUUUUUCUCACUGUGCAAUCCCAGGAGAACCAUUGAUCGUCUUGCAUGUUGCACUGACCAGUGAUAUCUCCAGCAGCAUCCAGGCCAUAGUGAAAGAAGUGCCACCUCUAGAAACAGAAGAUACAGACAAAAUUACAACAGCAAUUUUCUACUCGAUCAGUUUGACUCAGCAGGGACUGCAAGGUGUGGAACUUGGGACUUACCUCAUCAAGCGGGUUGUAAAAGAGCUGCAGAAAGAACUUCCUCAGAUAAAAGCUUUUUCUACUCUUUCACCUAUCCCGGGAUUCACAAAAUGGCUUGUUGGUCUCCUCUCCUCACAAACUAAAGACCCAGAAAGAAAUGAACUUUUUACAGAAUCAGAAUGGCAAGAAAUCUCUGAGAUCACAGGAGACUCUACUACUGAAACACUUAAGAAACUCUUAAAUAACAACGAGUGGGUGAGAUCAGAGAAAUUAGUUAAAGUGCUCCAUUCGCCAUUUAUGAGACUCUGUGCCUGGUAUUUGUAUGGAGAGAAACAUCGUGGCUACGCUCUUAAUCCAGUAGCAAACUUUCAUCUUCAGAAUGGCUCUGUGAUGUGGCGGAUAAACUGGAUGGCGGACACCAGCCCUCGGGGCAUUGCUGCUUCUUGUGGCAUGAUGUUCCAGUCCUGUUUUCCAAGAAAAGAAUUCUACAGAGGAAUUGAAAGUGAUAGAGUUCCUGCUGGUGUACGAAAACAGACGUGAAGAAAGCUAUAGCUUGCUGAAUGUGCACUAGGGAACACUGUAGAAGUACAAAGAAAUCUGAAGAUUAUUUGAUUAUACUUUCUUUAUUCUCAACUGGGGAGCUAAGAACUCAGGAUUAAACCCUCGAAGCGUUGGAAACUUUUAGUGAGAGACUUUGAACAGGCAACUCCAUCCUGGCCAACCUGAGGAAAUAGCUUCAGAGUGAUUGUCAAUUUUUGCUUUUGGAUCAGUAGUUACGGUAAGUAUUCUGCACAACCGCAUGUAUGUAUAGUCUUCAUAGUACUUCAGAUGGAAGGUUUUUAAAUUAAAGUCUAUGGUCUACCUUCAAGAAAUGCUGAAAGUUGAUCACUAGUAUUGAACAAUUGCAUGUCCACAGGAGACUUCAGGCAGGUAAAGAGACAGGGGUUGAAGCCAGCUGGACAAUGGGAGUCAAAUGUAUAUAAUCUUUUCAAUUAAUUAAGACGUGUCUUCUCCUGGCGUGGCAUUAUAAGAUGAAGAACCUUGUUGCGACUUCUAUUUCAAACUCCACAUUUUUAAGGCAUUACGAAAAUUUUGUUAGAAGUUCCAUCUGAAGUUUGUCGUGCAAGUUUUAGACCCAAAAUGUGAACGUUAGGGAGUACACAGUGUGUGUGUGUAUGUGUGUGUGUAUAUAUAUAUAUAUUUAGCACCCUGUGUGAAAAACUUACUAAAAAGUAGUUAUCUACAGUUUAAAAUACCAGAUCUGAACAGGCUACUCACGCAUUGCUUUUUCUUUUCUGUGUAGCAUGUGCAUUUUGCUAGUCAGGUUUUUGUACAGAGCCUUAAGGUGAACAUACGCACAUAACUCUAUUGGUACAGAAAUUUUCACCAUACAGAUUACUACAGAACACACUAUUUCUGUUUUUAACAGAAGAUAGCUUCAUUCUCCUGUUGGGUUCUCUAAGCUUUCUGAACUCUUUAGAAUUCAAGUUUCAAGGUGAAAUUUAGCUGCUGAUAUAAAUAUGUAUGAACCAUUCCUGGUUAGGAGGAAUAGAGAAAGACAGCCUUCUCUGUUAUGUUAAGCUCGUCAAGUUUGAGGAAACCAGGUCGCUUACUUCAAAUGAAAGAGUUCUGAAAAUGCAAUGAUUUUGAAAGAUGUUUUUCUUUUGAAACAGGAGGAGCUAUGAGGGCAAUUAAAUGUGCACCCACCUGGCCAUAGUUCAAAAAGAGCUAACACUCCUGCUUUAUUGCAGAUGAAAAUACAACACAAUCCUAUAUUCCGAACAGCUGGACUUGAAGGAUAAGGCGUUUUUUCCACUUGGAGACCCAGACAAAUGCAUGAGAAUUGGCUCAGUGACAUGAAGUGGUAGUAGCUUAUGAGGAAGAAAAAGCAAAGCUGCUAACACUUUGUCAACACUUCAGUUAUGUCUCAUAGAUCUGCCCUCAGCUUAAGGGAAGCAGGCGUAUCUCUUUUUUUUUUUUUUUUUUUUUUCUUUUUCUUUCUUCUUACCAAUCUUAAAAUCAGGAAGAUGGAUACUGGCAUUCGGGCAAACCAGCCAUAGGACUUUCUCUCAAAUUCAAACCUGGAUGUACACUGUGGUGCCAGGACUGGUUGCUCAGCUGCGAAGCAAUGGGUUGGUGUGUCGGGAACAGGUCUACCCCUUCUACCUCACCUCACACAGAUGCCACGUUUCUCUAGGCGUUGAAUUACCAGUCACUCCUGCAUUAGCAGUCAGUUUAACUUACUCUCGUUCCCAGGAGCUGUUGUAAGGUGUUUGAGAUGUGGGGCCGAGAGGCAGAUUACAGGCAAAGAUGUAGCAGCACCUCACUGGAGCUAUUAUGGAAGGGUACAUUUGUUAUGUGACAUCUGUUCUCCAUCAGAACACUCGCACCUGCAGAGUUAAUUUCCUUUUCAGCCGUUCUUACAGUUUUGGUUAUUGGUUGUGUUUUGUUUUCUGAGGUCACUUUGUCUGUUAUAUUGGUAAGGUAGCAAUAUGAGGCUAAAAAUUCAUACAGUGAGUUCUGUACCAGAAUCACAGUACAAAUUUAAGUGCAAAAGUAUCAAGUGAAGACAAACAUGGGACCGUCUGCUCAUAAAGGCCAUCAAAGCCAUCAGCUGUUAAUUGCUGUUAGUUUUCUUUCCUUGGUCACUGAUUCUUAACUGUCUAGCAGUGCUUGGAUUUUCCAACUUGCUACUAAAGAGUGAUUUUAGCAUGAAUGAUGCUGAAGAGAAAAAAAAAUAAAUAUUCACCAUCUGUACUACUUACUAGGACAUAAGUAUGUCACUAGAGAGGGAUCUUAUUCUCUCAAAGUGAGUCUUCACAAGUCAGAAAGAAGAAAGAAAGAAAGAAGUCCAGUUUCUUUUUCUCCCUCUCAGUGUGUAAAAACUGUUAUGCCAUUUCUGAAGAGCAUGCACCUAAUGUUAAAGAAGAGGUAACUUGCCUGUCCUUUAAGGAAGCUGAAAUACUAAAAGUUGUCGAAGUCAUUGCUUCCUGUUAACUAUAGUAAUGUGUUUCAAGCAACAUAUUUUAAGAUUAAUUUAGGGUAUAUAAUACUGCACUGUGUUACGCUUUGAAGUGUCAACGCUGAAAUUAUGAGUACAUUUUCCUUUCUGUGGAAUGUUCUUUGGAUAAAAAGUUAAUAAAUACCUUCCCAUUUUUCUGAAUGGCUUCUCAGGUGAUUUC
Molecule: messenger RNA, 4159 nt
Organism: Chroicocephalus ridibundus (black-headed gull)
Lineage: Eukaryota; Metazoa; Chordata; Aves; Charadriiformes; Laridae
Gene: MLYCD
Product: malonyl-CoA decarboxylase
Exons: 7
Coding region: 57-1517 (486 amino acids)
Biological process (GO): fatty acid biosynthetic process; acetyl-CoA biosynthetic process; malonyl-CoA catabolic process
Cellular component (GO): mitochondrial matrix; peroxisomal matrix
Molecular function (GO): malonyl-CoA decarboxylase activity
Source: RefSeq, a predicted model, not a curated record